AUGAGCAUCAAGAACGAGAAAAGAAGUUGGAAGGGUCUAAACCCAGACGAGCAGAUAGAGGCGGCAUUAGAGGAUGGGCUCUCCGGGGACAGGUCGGGGAUCGACGGGAAGCCUGUUUAUGCAGAACUUGCUGAGAGCACUAAACCCGGGUACGAGGCGAUGAUGGAGGUUUGGAAAGCGUACGAAAGGAAAUAUCCGGGGUCCGAUCCUCGCAGCAUGGAAGUUAUGAAACACUUCGCCGAAGUGGUCGGACGCGCGACGCCUGGUAGGCUGGACAAGGAAAAGGCCCUGGAUAAGAACAAGAAACGGGCGACGGUCAAGACGAUACGGAAUAAGAUUCGAAAGUUCAUGUCGCAAUGGCAGAGGGAGACUCACCUUACCAUCCCUAAAGACGUUCAUGACUCGAUGGCUCCUUACAUCAAACAUGUGCUUAGAUACAAAAUUCCGCUGUCCAUCGAGGAGAAAGAACCCACCUAUUUGACGAUAGAGAACUAUGUCGCUAUGGAAGAGUUCCUCUGGCUGAACGAUCAUCACGAUUACGCCCAUGAAGCGAGCCGAGUGGACUGCAGUGCCCUAUUGAAGAUGCACUGCUACACCUCUGCAAGAUUACAAGAAAUCUGCAAGGCAAAGUACAAGGACCUUCUCUGCAUGGUCGCAUGGAAAGACGGAGAGCCGGAGAUCAAGAUACGGUUCAAAAGAGAACACACAAAAGGCAUGCAAGACAAUCCCAACAAACCGAAGCAUCCGCUAUACGAGAGACUGAAUCCUACGCCUCCUUUGCUCGUCAACGGCCUUUUGUUUUUAUUGGCUGUCAUUAUUUCGGCUGGCGCAUUUAAGGACUACAACACCAUCGAGGCGGUCCUCGAUGCCAGACCGCCGCCCAGGAGGAGGUUUAUGAUCAUGGAGUGGGCGGACGCCGUUUUGGACGACCCAGUCUUUCCCGAGAUGUCCGCAGAUGGAGUAACCAAGAAAGUAAAGAACGAGUCCGCAUGGGGCACCAGUGUUCCGAUUGGGCGAAAAGGGCUGGCUUUCCAGGAGGGAUGGGACUACAUGCCUCUCGCCGCGAAGCGCUGA
Messenger RNA from Exophiala oligosperma, 1074 nucleotides. RefSeq lists its product as uncharacterized. Gene Ontology annotation, molecular function: DNA binding. The coding region runs from base 1 to 1074 and encodes 357 amino acids. Lineage: Eukaryota; Fungi; Ascomycota; Eurotiomycetes; Chaetothyriales; Herpotrichiellaceae. The record is from RefSeq and is a predicted model, not a curated record. The transcript has 5 exons.